AGGAAAAGUAGGAGGGUCUAUUUAGUAGCUGACCAACAGUGAUGCUUCUGAGAGUUUGAGACAAGAGCGAAGAUAUGGCAAACACACCGAAACAUUAAAUAUACCACCAACAGAAACACAAAGAAAGUUUGCUGCCAGUAUAUGCAAGACAAGGGAAGACAACGAAGAUCGAUCGAUAGAUAGAUAGAUAGAUAGAUAGAUAGAUAGAUAGAUAGAUAGAUAGUGUUGUCAGGAAAGAGGCGCAAAGGAAAAAGAGAUGUAAUUUACAAGGAGACAAACAAAUUAAGCCUCAGGUAAAGGUCAGUUUUUCACAUCUGCUCUUGAAAGGAGCCGGAGUUUUAAGUCAAAAAAAGGCUUAAUCCUUGGAAAUCAGUGACAGUGCAAAAGAUGUCCCGCAGGAAGCAGAGAAAACCCCAGCAGCUCAUCUCAGACUGCGACAACUCAACAUCUUCAGAAAAUGGAGAUACAGCCGGAGAAGAUAUUCAAGUUUGCCGGAAGUGCUGUGCACAGUUUGAUGAACCCUCUGAUUUUGCCAGGCACAAACAAUGCUGCUCGAACGACAACCAAGUUGUGGUGAUAGUAGAAAACCAAGAGGAAUCAGGGAAGAGCUAUGUUACUGAAGGAUCCGCUUCAAAUAACAUAACAACAGGAAAGAAAAUAGAAGUGACAGAACAAUGUGACAUGGAAAUGGGUGAAAUGAGGGCAGAUAUGGGCAAGAAGGGAAUAGGGCCAUCCCAGCGUUUUCUUAUACCUAAUGGCGGCUUAAUUAUGGAUGGACUCACAGGGCCAAAGAUUGGGAUGGCUCCAGUGAGCCAAGAAGAUGUUUCUGGUGGUCAAACAACUCCUGGCACUAUAAACAUCCCGAUGAUACUGGAAGAGUUGCGAGUUUUACAACAAAGGCAGAUACAUCAAAUGCAAAUAACGGAACAAAUUUGUCAACAGGUGCUCAUGUUGGGUUCCCUUUCUAUGUCUCCUUUAACACAAACAACUCCCCAGUCACUGGGAUCCAAGUCUCUGCAUGUCACUAGCCCCUCAAAACAAUCUCAGCCUGUUCCAGAAUCACCAAAAUCUAUUAGUGGAGAUGAAAAUGCUAAACAGCCUUUGCUACAUCUUUAUGACCCGAUAGUGCAGUCUUUCAAUGUUAGGAACAUCCCAAAUGUGAAAGACAAGUUUAUGGCGGGAUUCUAUGACAAGCCAUCCCCAGGGCAUGCUUCACUUCCAAGCUCUCCACCCUGUCACCUCAUUUCUCCACAUGCCAUUUUUCCACCAGGUUUGUCCACUUUGCAAGGUGGACUAUUUUUAGGGGCUAGAGUUUUGGAUACUGCCCCUAGCCUGCUGAAACAGAAAAACAGUGAACCUAUGCGUAGUGAAAGUCAGCAAGAGAGGACAUCAGGAAGGCACAAAUGUCGUUUCUGUGCAAAGGUCUUUGGAAGUGACAGUGCUCUCCAAAUUCACCUACGUUCUCACACUGGGGAGAGACCAUACAAGUGCAACAUAUGUGGCAACCGCUUUACCACAAGAGGCAAUUUAAAAGUACACUUCCAUAGACAUCGGGAAAAGUAUCCCCAUAUACAAAUGAAUCCGCAUCCGGUUCCUGAGCAUCUAGACUAUGUAUUGACUAGUACCGGCCUACCGUAUGGUAUGUCAGUGCCUCCAGAGAAGAUGGAAGAAGAGACAAUAGAGAAAAAACCCUUUGUACCACCAGUGUUCGCUCCAGAAAGUCUUUUCUCCAGCUCAACUACUCAGGUCCUCCCAUCAAUUGGCAAACUAGUCCUUAUGAAGCCUGGAGAGGCAGCCUCAACAUUAAAGGGUCCAAGUUUCCCUAAGACAAAGGUUGAUGAAAACACUCCUCCAGGAGAAAGGUCAGAUACAGGAGCACCUGCUGUCAGUGGAAGAAUGCAACUAAGCAAAUUGGUGACCUCACUUCCAAGCUGGGCACUUCUGGCUAGCCACUUUAAACCUGGGACUUUCCCUUUUUCAUAUACAGUUGAUCCACUGGGGUACUCAGAGACCUCAAAGCUACAACAACUAGUGGAGAAAAUUGACAAACAAGCAGCUAUUCCAAACCAGUGUGUUAUCUGUUUAAGGGUACUUAGCUGUCCAAGAGCUCUCAGACUUCAUUAUAACCAGCAUGGUGGAGAACGACCCUUCAAAUGUAAAAUAUGCGGACGUGCAUUUUCCACGAAGGGCAACUUAAAGGCCCACUUUGUGAGUCAUAAAUCCAGCUUAUCCUCAAAGCCUCAGAAUUCAUGCCCGAUUUGCCAGAAGAAGUUUACUAAUGCUGUUACUCUCCAGCAGCAUAUAAGGAUGCACUUAGGAGGGCAAAUACCAAACGGUGAACUUUCAGAUGCAGGAGGUAACAAAACUGAAGACCUAGAAGAUAAGGGUGUGCCAGACUUCUCUGAUGAGGUUAGCACUGAUGAAGAAUCCUUGGAUGUAAGUGAAUCAGAAAAUGAAAAAACAGCCCUUGUUGACUGUGAAGUAUCCAUCAUGGAAGAUGAUACUGCAACCACAGUUGCCUCAACGAACACAGAAAAUAACAUAAACUCUUCUACUACUCAUAUAUUGAAUACAACCAAAGAAUCAAUAACAUCAUCAGAACCUAAUAUAGCCAGUGAGCCAGUCCCUGAAAUCAUUCCAAAUUCUAAAACAAAUGUCCAAGCUGGCAAUGAUGAGGAAUAUGCAAUGAACACUGAUUCAAGUAAAAGUCCCCAAAAUAAAAUUGUUAAGGCCUCUGAUGAUGAAAAUGAUACAGGAAUCAAGCAGGAUUCAGAGCAUACUAUGUCUAACAAGCAAGAAGGAUGUCUACCAGAGACAACCACCCUCAAAUGCAGCCUCUGCUCUGAGAUACUACCAAAUGGUGAGUCACUGGACCACCAUAGCAAGUGCCACAUGAAAGAUGGGCUGUUCCACUGCCUUGUUUGUAAGCAGAGCUUCCUGGAGGCAUCCAUUCUGAAGAAGCAUGUUAUCCACGCACACCAGGUGAGCCAACCCUUCUCUCCUCAGCUGAUCAGCAGCCCCAAAUGUCCAGCUGGAGAUUUGCCACCUCUAGCACAAAAUUUACUGGUGAGCUCAGUGAAGAGUGAAGUGGUAAGCCCAUCCCAGACAUUGGCACUAGUACACUUUCCUCAACUGCCGGUGCCCUCGUCCCUUUCCCCUCCUUUGAGACGCAGCCCUAAGCAGCAUUUGUGCAUAGUAUGUAAGAAGACAUUCUCUUCAGCCAGUGCCUUGCAGAUUCAUGAGAGGAUACACACAGGAGAGAAGCCUUUUUCCUGCAAUAUGUGUGGAAGGGCAUUCACCACACGGGGGAACCUAAAGGUCCAUAUGAGCACACAUGUAUGGAGCAGCAACAACUCGAGAAGGGGAAGACGGCUCUCUCUGGAUAACAUUGGCCCCCUGCUCUCAGGAACCCCAGUGAAGUUGCAGGAGUUCCUGUCUAAAGAAAUUCCCACGCAACUGGUUGGAGUCAGCCCAUUGUCUUUUUGGAACCAGUACACAGCCUAUCUCACCAGUAGUCCUCUCCCAACAAGUGGUAGUCUUGCCUCUACAGGAGCCAUUCUACCAUCACCUGCUCUACUUGCCUUGAGGACGGCUAAGGCUGAAAACAUUGCUCCUGGAGAGCUUGCAGAAGUCACAGGGAAAAAAAAUGGCAACACUGAAUCGCCAUGCAACAGUUUGAUAAAAGAAGAGAAGUAGAUGGCUUCUAAUGCUUACUGUCUUAAUGAAGGAACUUAUUAAUAAAACCACAAGUCAUGGCCAUAAUAAGAAGAUACAGUCAGAGGGCACUACUUGGACAAGGCUGAAUAGCCUAUGUAGCCCCAUGUUUUCAACUAUUCCUCCUAGCAGGGU
This is a messenger RNA of Spea bombifrons (plains spadefoot toad), 3849 nucleotides long. RefSeq names its product spalt like transcription factor 2 (gene SALL2). Gene Ontology annotation, cellular component: nucleus. The transcript has 3 exons. Bases 388 to 3696 code for a protein of 1102 amino acids. NCBI's taxonomy places the organism in Eukaryota, Metazoa, Chordata, Amphibia, Anura, Pelobatidae. Gene Ontology annotation, molecular function: DNA-binding transcription factor activity, RNA polymerase II-specific; RNA polymerase II cis-regulatory region sequence-specific DNA binding. The record is from RefSeq and is a predicted model, not a curated record. Gene Ontology annotation, biological process: regulation of transcription by RNA polymerase II.